Neoarius graeffei (lesser salmon catfish) is the source of this 2782-nucleotide messenger RNA. Its product is annotated as ras-related protein Rab-10-like. The transcript is spliced from 6 exons. The record is from RefSeq and is a predicted model, not a curated record. Gene Ontology annotation, biological process: cellular response to insulin stimulus. Gene Ontology annotation, cellular component: recycling endosome; Golgi apparatus; insulin-responsive compartment. Gene Ontology annotation, molecular function: GTPase activity; GTP binding. NCBI's taxonomy places the organism in Eukaryota, Metazoa, Chordata, Actinopteri, Siluriformes, Ariidae. Bases 422 to 1024 code for a protein of 200 amino acids.
GCGCAUGCGCAGUGGUGUCCUUUUUCUGUGGUCCUUGACGAGUUCCGUCAAGUCGUAACUGUUUUAGACGUAAAUAGCUGAUUUUGUCUUUGCUGUAAUUUUUUUUGUUUACGUUUGUAGUCUUUUUUUUUUAAUACAACGUUGUUGUUGUGGUUUUAUGAGCUCGUCGGUCAGGUAACCAGCGAGUUACUUUAAUCGUUCUGAGUAAGUGGCCCGAUAGGAGCUAAAAGCUAGCAGCUAAGAAACUUUGACAGUUAAGGAGCUAACAGCGCGCUAACUCGGUUUAUUGGUGAACUCGGUUAGUAUGAGCUGUUCCUGGUGAAGUUCCUCAUUUAGAGUCGAGGAUCAGAAAAGUGGGCUUCCUGCUUUUACCCUUAGACUAGUUCUUUGAAGGAGUGUCCGCUUUGAAGCUCCAUGCCAAAUGGCCAAGAAGACCUACGAUUUGUUGUUUAAACUCCUGCUUAUUGGAGAUUCAGGCGUUGGCAAAACGUGUGUGUUGUUUCGCUUUUCGGAUGACGCGUUCAACACUACGUUUAUCUCAACCAUCGGGAUAGAUUUCAAAAUCAAGACAGUUGAACUAAAUGGCAAGAGGAUCAAACUUCAAAUAUGGGAUACAGCUGGACAGGAGCGUUUUCACACCAUUACAACCUCUUAUUACAGAGGAGCCAUGGGGAUCCUGCUGGUGUAUGACAUUACCAAUGCUAAAAGCUUUGAAAAUAUCAGCAAAUGGCUGCGAAACAUUGAGGAGCAUGCAAAUGAGGAUGUGGAGAAAAUGCUGCUUGGUAACAAGUGUGAUAUGGAAGACAUGCGUGUGGUACCUAAAGUAAAGGGAGAACAGAUUGCCUCAGAACACAACAUCCGCUUCUUUGAAACGAGUGCAAAAGCGAACAUCAACAUCGAAAAAGCUUUCCUCACACUCGCUGAGGACAUUCUGCAAAAGACCCCUGGAAAGGAGCCGACCAAUGAAAACGUUGACAUAAACAGCAAAAGUGGCUCUACAGGAGGGUUCAGGUGUUGCAGUUGAACAGCAGUUUUCCCCUGCUUUGCUUCCAAAAACCCUCACACCAUUUACAAUGCACAAGAUUGAUCUCUUACAACUAUGUUAACCUAAAUACCCAUUAUGCUGGAUGAGACCUUUACCUCUCACUGUACUUUAACUAUUAAACAGAACAUAAAAUAGCCCAUUUUCUGUUAGUCAUAUUCGAUCAAACAGGACCUUUUGUUACUUUAGUGAUGAUCUGACAGCAGCACUGUGUACAGGGAAACCACGUCAAGUAAUCACACACUUACUGAGAACUACAAAAGGGAUGCGUAACACUUAACAUUCAUGUUAUUGUGAACUCUGAUUGUGCCUUAACACCGUUUAGAAACAGGAGAGCUUAGUUUAUUUGACAUUUCUUAGAUAGUGGUUGAAUUACUGAAUUGUGAAUAAGUGUUUUAUGUGACACUUCCCCUUAUAACAUUCAUGGUUGUGCCUUAUGACCUGCGGCAAUGAAGUCAAAAGACUGUUCUCUGUUAUUCCACGGUGUCACGUUUUCAUGCGCCCAGUGCACAUACAGUGCCUGUAAAGGCACAGACUGGCCUGAUUGUCAUGGUCUUGUUAAUAACUUGCAUGCUAAUUGGCUUAAAGAGUCAGUGUCAGGGAUCACAUUCAAGAGAAAUACUUCAGACCUUCUUGUUUGGUUCGAAGUAACAAGUUAUUUUCCUUAAGGAUAAGUCAGAAGUAAUUCUACACACUUGUUUAAUGAACAAAUGCUGCUCAGUCCCACUGAUGUUUUAUCUGUCUGAGAUUGUGCACUUUAGGGGCUACGCUGAACAUAAGAGUCCCAGAUCCAAAGGUCUAUUCUGGAUGUGUGUGCGUGAGAUUUUAGGCUUAUGAAAUGAUCUAUGCCUAUCAGCAUGUUUGGUUAAAUUGCUGCUCUUUGGGGUUUGUUUGUUUUUUUCUUCCUUUCUAGGAAGUUGGUUUCAGCAGGUCACUUCCCUGUCCUUUCCAGCAUUAAUCUUUUAAUUAUAAUUUUCAUUGGACAAUUGUUGUGGGGGUGCAGAGGACCUUUUUUGGUGAUGGUGAGGGGAAGUUCAGAAUACACUCUUAUUUCCAAACAGUGAUUUAUGAUGUACUAACCAUAAAGGUAUUUCAACCUGUAAAAUGUUUUGAUUGUUAGUGAUUGUCACUUUUGCUGAGUUUUUGGGUGGAUUUUCUACAUUUCUUCUUAAUAUUCUUCUCAACAGGCAUUACUCGUAUUCAGUAAGUGUUGACUGGUAUAUCUUGACUUUCUCUCUGAAUCUAAGUAACAGCUUUUAUUAUUAUAACUUCUUACUGAUACAUUUAGCACUUUUUUUUUUUACUGAUGAAUUUAAGUACACUAGUUCAUGGCAAGAUGACUUGAAAACUAGUUGUGAAGGUGGACACUGCCGAUUUAAAAAUAAAGAAAUUUAAAAAAAAAAAUUCCAACACGGGAUUGAACGCUUUACUACUUGGAUAGUAAGUACAUAGGUUUCCUUAAAUGUAGUGGUGUUUUUUUUGUUUUUUUUAAAGGUCUAAAUUGAGGAUUGCUAGUGUCCACCUUGGAUCAGGCUAAAAACUGACUUUUUGGUUUACAUUUGAAUAACUAAUUCUGUAAUAAUAGAAAAUCAGAAUGAUGAAUAAAAUGUUUCUUGAAUUAGAAGACUUAAUAGCAUGGCAUUUUCUGUUCACAGGACUGUGUAUAGUUAAAAUAAAAAGGGAGUGAUGGGUUUUGGAUGGUAGUUUGAUAGUGCAAUAAACUCACUUUUCAAAAACAAA